AUGUGUUUACGGCGGAACCAAACCGGUGAAACAGAACUAAACGAGACUGAAAAAACAGGAAAAAACUGCUAUGAAAGUGACGACGAAAGCUGUUACACACCUCAUUUUAGCGCAGAAGUUGACCUUAUUGGGAUUUUCUUGGCUUUCCUUAUUGUUGUCUUAAACACCGUGGUUUUCAUCCUUGUGGCAAAAAAGCGGUCAUUAAGGACAACAACUAAUAAUUUCCUGAUAGGCCUGGCAGCCAGUGAUCUCCUAGAAGGCCUCAUCGGCCUACCUCUAGUUAUCACAUGUAACAUUUUUAUGGAACACGGAGUUUGUUUUUCCACUAUUUACGUGUGGAUGUUUACCUCCUUUCUGACCAUGUCGCAUAUCAUGGCUGUCACUGCUGAUCGCUUCAUAGCUAUCAUGUUUGCUCUGCGAUAUUCUCAGAUCAUUACCAAGCGUCGCUGCUAUAUCACUCUGGGGUUUGUCUGGACCUUCUCAUUCCUGUUGUCACUGCUUCAGUUAUGGUGGAUACAGCCUACAGACUACGAUCCCGACGAGAGUAUUCCUAAAGAACAUUUAAACAAGGAAGUAGCUUAUUGUAUAGCAAGCCUUGUAGUAUAUCUGUUUGCACCCACGGGGUUCAUGGCAUUUACUUAUCUCAUGACGCUUCGCGAAGUACGGCGACAGAAUCGUCAACAAAUUUUAAACGUGCCGGCGGAUUUGCAAGAACACCGGCGGAAUAAGCGAGAAGGCAAAGCCGUUACCGUUUUCCUUGUGAUGUUCAUAACGCACGUUGCAUGUUGGCUACCGUUUUUUCUGUUAAGAUAUCAGCAAGCGGUUGGCGCCUUCUAUCUACCUGACUGGGCCGUGUACAUGAUCGCGUAUUCUCGGUUUGUGUCACCAGUUUUAAAUCCGUGCUUGUACAUUUUCGGCAAGCACGACUUUAAGAAAGCUUGGAAAGAUCUGUUUAUUUUCAAAAAUACGGAUAGAGACCGGACAAGAUCUGAUUUGCUAAUGAGUAGUCAGUUGUAA
This is a messenger RNA of Porites evermanni, 1017 nucleotides long. NCBI's taxonomy places the organism in Eukaryota, Metazoa, Cnidaria, Anthozoa, Scleractinia, Poritidae. The record is from the annotation of a GenBank genome assembly.